CCCGCCUCCUCGCGCCGCCCUGGAUGCCGGAUGUGACGCAGCGGAAGCUGCGCGUGGGCUGCCAUGGACGCGCUGGACCGGGUGGUAAAGCCCAAAACCAAGAGAGCGAAAAGGUUUCUUGAGAAGAGAGAGCCCAAACUUACAGAAAACACAAAAAAUGCUAUGCUCAUAAAAGGAGGAAAUGCAAACUCAACGGUGACUGAAGUGCUUAAAGACAUUUAUGCUCUGAAGAAGCCUUUUGCUGUGAUGUAUAAAAAGAAAAAUAUUACCAGGCCUUUUGAGGACCAGACAUCAUUGGAAUUCUUUUCCAAGAAAUCAGAUUGUUCUUUGUUUCUGUUUGGCUCUCAUAACAAGAAGCGACCCAAUAACCUGAUAGUAGGUCGCAUGUUUGAUUACCACGUGCUGGACAUGAUUGAGCUAGGCAUUGAGAACUUUGUGUCCCUGAAAGACAUCAAGAACAACAAAUGUCCUGAAGGAACAAAACCUAUGUUGAUAUUUGCUGGUGACACGUUUGAUUUAAAUGAAGAAUACAGGAGACUGAAGAGCCUUCUUAUUGAUUUCUUCAGAGGUCCUACUGUGCCCAACAUUCGUCUGGCUGGGUUAGAACACGUUCUGCAUUUCACAGCUGUUGAUGGGAAAGUUUACAUGAGAAGCUACAAGGUGCUUCUGAAGAAAUCUGGCUGUAAAAUACCAAGAAUUGAACUGGAAGAUAUAGGACCUUCAUUAGAUUUGGUUAUGAGGAGAACACAUUUAGCUUCGGAUGACCUUUAUAAGCUAUCUUUAAAACAACCCAAAGCCCUAAAGCCUAAGAAGAAAAAGAACAUCUCCCAUGAUGUGUUUGGUACAACUUAUGGUCGAAUCCACAUGCAGAAACAAGAUCUUAGUAAACUGCAGACAAGAAAAAUGAAGGGGUUAAAAAAGAGACCAGCAGAGAAGUCGGUUGAAGAUGGUGGUAUUAGUCCUAAAAAGACAAAAUCUGUGUGAUAGUGUGGAAUAACUUUGAAAACUAUUUGUAUCUUAAUUUUUUUAAUGUAAAUUGUAAUAUAAAAGUGACAAACACAAAGGAUUCAGCUGCCUUUACCUUUGGUUUUAUAUUUAAAAAACAAAACAAAAAAUUAUUUUAUGAUUUGUCAUUUUAAAGGGAACAUUGAGUUACUGAGCUUUAGCUUAGAACCUGCUUAUUUAGAAGGGGGGGGGGGAGGGGGGAAACAAAAAACACAAGAUGUAACUUGUUUAGUUUUCCAAAGCUGAAUAUUUAUUCUCUUGAUAUGAGCAAACAUGUGCUGGUUAAGCAGGUGACUCAUUUCCCUAACAGUUUUAUGGUUACAAUGUUGGGAAACCUUGAUCAGUCAACCUAUCUUAUAAAUUCUUUGCAGGACCAGCAUAAUGUGUACACAUAAUGUGUGCAGCAUGACUUCUGUGUUCAUUUACUGCUGAUGUAUUUCGGUUUAUGCACAAUUGCAAUACUUAAUAAACUCCAAACCAUUUUCUAAAGUAUGAACCCA
This is a messenger RNA of Lagopus leucura (white-tailed ptarmigan), 1505 nucleotides long. It is a transcript of the gene RPF2, whose product is annotated as ribosome production factor 2 homolog. The transcript is spliced from 10 exons. Bases 64 to 984 code for a protein of 306 amino acids. Lineage: Eukaryota; Metazoa; Chordata; Aves; Galliformes; Phasianidae. Gene Ontology annotation, molecular function: rRNA binding. Gene Ontology annotation, biological process: ribosomal large subunit assembly; maturation of LSU-rRNA from tricistronic rRNA transcript (SSU-rRNA, 5.8S rRNA, LSU-rRNA). Gene Ontology annotation, cellular component: nucleolus. The record is from RefSeq and is a predicted model, not a curated record.